UGGCGGUGUUGGCUGCAGUGGCGGCUGUGGUGCUGUGUGGCGGCGGCGCUGCUGUGGAUGGUGCCCGCAUUGCCAUGUUUGGCUUCCCUUCGGGGCCCAGCCACCACAUGGUCUUCAGCAAGGUCGGCCAGGAGCUCAAGAGUCGCGGGCAUGAGAUUGUGUUCAUCAACACAAACCUUGAUGGGAAGCAUGGCAACCUGGACGGUUUUGAAGUGUACACUGUGGAGAGCGGCAUGUCCACGGAAGAGACACACGCGCUGUUGCAGGACAUGGCUCUCCUUGACCCGCUCUCAGGCUGGUUCAAGAUCUUCGACGUGAUUUCAAGAAUGUGCACUGCCAAGGCCAACGACGCAGAGCUCCUCAAGCUCCUCAAGGGCUGUGAUGCCGUCGUGGUUGAUCCCAACUACAUGUGCUCCCAGAUCAUGGCAGAAGCAGCAGGGGUCCCAGUCAACGUCCACCUUUCCCCAACAAACUUCUUCGAUCCGUUCAUCAGCAUCCAAUACGGCGUGCCCAUCCCGCUCGCCACUGUUCCCCACAUGGGCACCAAGUACAGCCCCGAGAUGACGUUUCCACAGCGGCUGCACAACGCCGUCAUCUUUGCCAUCGACUACUACAUCAGAUGGUUCAUCAUUGAGCCAAAGGCCAACGAGUUCCGUGCUCAGCUCGGGCUCUCCGGGAGCUUCUUCAAGACCUUCCACAACGUGACUGACGUCAUCUACCAGACAGACUUUGCGUUUGAGUUCCCGCGUCUCAUCACGCCGAGCGUGCGGAUGGUCGGUCCGAUUCUCCCAGAGCCAGCCGUCCCGGUUCAGGACGCCAACAUCCGUGACAUCCUCGACAACGCUGAGCACGGUGUUGUGCUGGUGUCGUUUGGCACCAUCGCUCGCCUUGAGGACGAUCAGGCAGAGAUGCUCGCAAACGCCUUCGGUAAGUUGAAGCAGAAGGUGAUUUGGAAGUUCAACGGCAACCGGCCCAAGGUCGCCGACAACACCCUCCUUGUCGACUGGGUUGAGCAGAACAACGUUCUCGGCCACCCGAAUGUGCGCGCUUUCGUUGCGCACGGCGGCGCCAACGGCAUUUUGGAGGCUGCAUACCACGGCGUGCCCCUCAUUGGCUUCCCCCUCUUUGCUGACCAGGUCCGCUCGUGA
Molecule: messenger RNA, 1148 nt
Organism: Salpingoeca rosetta
Lineage: Eukaryota; Choanoflagellata; Craspedida; Salpingoecidae
Exons: 11
Coding region: 75-1148 (357 amino acids)
Molecular function (GO): UDP-glycosyltransferase activity
Source: RefSeq, a predicted model, not a curated record